AAUACAGUUCCAUUUAUUUUUUUUUUUUACUGUUUUGGAUUUGAAAAAGGUAAGAAAAGUUGAAAAAGUGGAAACAUAGUGUGUGAUAAGUAGCAAACAAUUUUCAGCUACUUCUUCACAAUUCACAAACAGCACUUUCUAUUCUUGUCUACAACUUCAUUCUUUCAACAAUGGCAGAUCAAGAGGAAACUGAAGAACUCAAGCUUCUUGCUGAAUGGAAGAGAAAGAAAGGUGGAUUCAGAGCUACCAUGUUUGUUUUUGUUUUAUCGGCAUUGGACAAUAUGGGUUUUGUUGCAAACAUGGUUAGUUUGGUUCUGUAUUUCUAUGGAGUGAUGCAUUUUGAUCUAUCAAGUUCUGCAAAUACUCUUACAAACUUCAUGGGUUCAACUUUCUUGCUUUCUCUUGUUGGUGGAUUCAUCUCAGAUACUUAUUUGAAUAGGUUCACCACCUGUUUGAUUUUUGGCUCCUUAGAAGUUCUGGCUUUGGCAAUGGUUACUUUCCAAGCUGCUUCGGGACAUUUACAUCCAAAUGCAUGUGGGAAAUCGAGUUGUGUGAAAGGUGGGAUUGGGGUUAUGUUUUAUGCGUCGUUGGGUUUGUAUGCUUUGGGUAUUGGAGGGGUGAGAGGUUCUAUGACUGCAUUUGGUGCUGACCAGUUUGAAGAAAAGGAUCCUAAUGAAGCGAAAGCACUUGCGAGCUAUUUCAAUUGGCUUUUACUUAGUUCAACUCUUGGAGCUAUUUCUGGUGUUACUGGUGUUGUUUGGGUUAGUACACAAAGAGCUUGGCAUUGGGGAUUUUUCAUAAUAACCAUAGCUUCUUCUAUUGGUUUUGUUGCACUUGCUAUUGGUAAGCCUUUCUAUAGAAUCAAAGUUCCUGGAGAUAGCCCCACCAUCAGAAUUGUUCAGGUUAUUGUUGUGGCAUUUAAAAACCGAAAGCUGUCACUGCCAGAGUCACACGAAGAGCUCUAUGAAAUAAGUGACAAAGAUGCAACAGUGGAGAAAAUUCUUCACACAAGCCAAAUAAGGUCUUUAGAUAAAGCAGCAAUUUUGCAAGAAAACAUGAAACCACAACCAUGGAAAGUGUGCACAGUGACACAAAUUGAAGAAGUGAAAAUCCUAACCAGAAUGUUACCAAUAGUAGCCAGCACAAUCAUAAUGAACACAUGUUUAGCACAGCUUCAAACAUUCUCAGUACAACAAGGAAAUAUAAUGAACCUUAAACUUGGUUCAUUUACAGUUCCAGCAUCAUCCAUACCGGUUAUCCCUCUUAUUUUCAUAAGCAUUUUGGUUCCAAUUUAUGAGCUUUUCUUUGUUCCAUUUGCAAGAAAAAUCACUAACCACCCUUCUGGAAUCACACAACUCCAAAGGGUAGGUGUUGGAUUAGUCCUUUCGGUUAUAUCAAUGACAGUGGCUGGAAUGGUAGAAGUGAAAAGAAGGAACCAAAGUAGAAAAGACCCAAAUAACCCCAUAAGCCUAUUUUGGCUUUCAUUCCAAUAUGGCAUAUUUGGUAUUGCAGAUAUGUUUACACUUGUGGGACUUUUGGAAUUUUUCUACAGGGAAUCACCUUCAAGUAUGAAAUCAUUGUCAACUUCUUUCACAUGGUUGUCAAUGUCAAUUGGUUACUUCUUGAGCACUGUUUUUGUCAAUUUGAUUAAUGUAGUAACCAAAAGGAUUACUCCAAGUAAACAAGGUUGGUUACAUGGUUUUGAUUUGAAUCAAAAUAACUUAAACCUGUUCUAUUGGUUCCUAGCUAUACUCAGCUGUCUUAAUUUUUUUAACUACCUGUAUUGGGCCUCGCGGUAUAAGUACAAAUCCGAAGACCGAAAUUCAAGCCCAAUAGGUUUGAAGACUUUACAUGAAAUGCCUCUGAAAGUGAUUGGUGGAACAAAACAAAAUUGGGAAGGUAGCAUUGGAGGAAACACACAAGAAUGAAGGGAAUUGAGGUUUAUGGUUGAGACAAGAAUGGAUCAGUGGAUGUUUUGGACUGUUAUAUGGAAUAGAAUAGAAUAUAACCAUGAAGUUGCUACUUAUGUACUAAGCUUUGGGAUGUGGAAAUAGGUAAAGGUUGAAGUAUGUUUUGGUGCAUGUGUGCUUGUAUGAUUGGUUGCUAUUGUUGGUUAUGGUCCAAUCUUGUGUUCUGAUUUUAAAGGCUUUCUUUAUACUUGUUCCUAUAGUGCAAGGUAAUUAAGUUUUUUUGGUUACUAAACAAGGUAAUUAAGUUGAUUCACCUUGAGUUGUAAUUGGUUGUUUAAGUAAUGUUAAAUAGUAAGUAUUCAUAUUCUCAUAUAA
This is a messenger RNA of Vicia villosa (hairy vetch), 2285 nucleotides long. Its product is annotated as protein NRT1/ PTR FAMILY 4.5-like. The record is from RefSeq and is a predicted model, not a curated record. Gene Ontology annotation, biological process: transmembrane transport. Gene Ontology annotation, cellular component: membrane. The coding region runs from base 171 to 1928 and encodes 585 amino acids. Gene Ontology annotation, molecular function: transmembrane transporter activity. The transcript is spliced from 6 exons. Lineage: Eukaryota; Viridiplantae; Streptophyta; Magnoliopsida; Fabales; Fabaceae.